ACCAGCGCCAUUUGUGCGCGUUAUUAAAGCUAAAAUAACAAAUAUGGCGGAUGAGAGAGAGAGAGAGAGAGAGAGAGAGGUGCAUAUUCAAUUUAGGGCGAAUGCGCGUUCCCUUUCGUGCACGCGCGCGCCUCAGUUUAGACAAGGAGCGAGUGCGCGCGCCCGGAUCACCAAGUAUCUUCCAUCUACAGUUCUUCUUUUCUUUCUCUCGUUCUUUCUUGUGUGUGUGUGCGUGUUUUGUUUUUUUGCACGAUCACGCGCGUGUUUGGUCGGUAAGGAGUUACGAAAAUCGUUCCAACAUGGAGAACAAGCGAAGACGUUAAGUGUUAAAGUGAAAAGUUGGAGAAUAAAAGCGCAAAAGAAAGAGAGAGAGAGAGAGAGAGAGAGAGAGAAAGGAAAAGAAACGCCGAGUUUUGGAGGACCGUUAUGUCCCGUUAGGAGAUUUAUUAACGCGCGAGCCGAAGAGAACUUUGGAGUUUAUUUCUUCUUCUCGGUAUCCUUCGGUUCUCUCUUUUUGUCCAUCCUUUGGUGUGCAUGGGUCGUCGGUAGGAUCGCGCGCUCCGCGGGAUGGGAGCGAGCCAGGGUAAGCAGAGCGGGAGUGAAGGGAAGGGCAGUUCCAGCAUUUCCUCCGACCUGAGUUCAAGUACGGAUCAGACGUCGACCAAAGCUCAGAAGAAUGUGGCUACCAGUGAAGACUCGGACGUGAGCAUGCGCACUCUGAGUACACCCAGUCCUGCUCUCAUCCUUCCUCGCUCUUCACCUGCCCUCUUCAAUGGCUCCUCGUUGUCCUUCGCUCCUGAGACUGUUGGUCUCACUUACCCUCAGCGUGGAAUGUGCCAGUCCAAAGAGCAACAUCAGGGGGCACCCAUCGACAUGCUGCCUGACCACGCCUUUCUGCAGAUCUUCGCCCAUCUGCCCACCAACCAGCUGUGUCGUUGCGCCCGGGUAUGCCGCCGAUGGUAUAACCUGGCAUGGGACCCACGGCUCUGGAGGACAGUGCGUCUGACGGGUGAUGUGGCACAUGUGGACCGGGCGUUGCGGGUGCUUACGCGCCGUCUAUGUCAGGAUACGCCCAACGUAUGUUUAACCGUGGAGAUGGUGGUGUUGAAUGGCUGUCGCAGACUUACCGACCGCGGCCUUUACACGGUGGCGCAGUGCUGUCCCGAGCUGCGGCGCCUCGAUCUGGCUGGCUGCUACAACGUGUCCAAUGAGGCUGUGUUCGAGGUCGUCUCACGAUGCCCUAACCUGGAGCACCUGGAUGUCUCAGGAUGCUCGAAGGUGACGUGCAUCAGUCUGACGCGGGAAGCAUCCAUCAAACUCUCUCCUCUGCACGGCCAGCAGAUCUCCAUCCGCUACCUGGACAUGAGCGAUUGCUUUGCGCUGGAGGACGAGGGUCUGCACAUCAUCGCGGCUCACUGCACGCAGCUCACGCACCUGUACCUUCGCCGCUGCGUACGCCUGACCGACGAGGGUCUGCGCUUCCUCGUCAUCUACUGCCCGGUGGUGCGUGAGCUCAGCGUUAGUGACUGCCGCUUCAUCAGCGACUUCGGGCUGCGCGAGAUCGCCAAGCUGGACGUUCACCUGCGCUACCUGAGCAUAGCGCACUGCGGCCGCAUCACCGACGUAGGAGUGCGCUACAUCGCUAAGUACUGCUCCAGGCUACGUUAUCUGAAUGCCCGAGGCUGCGAAGGCCUUACGGACCACGGCAUCGAGCACCUGGCUAAGAGCUGUCCCAAGCUCAAGAGCCUGGACAUCGGCAAGUGCCCGCUGGUGUCGGACGCCGGGCUGGAGGUACUCGCGCUCAACUGCUUCAAUCUGAAGCGCCUGAGCCUGAAGGCGUGCGAGAGCAUCACAGGCCGUGGACUGCAGGUAGUGGCGGCCAACUGUUUCGACCUGCAGCUGCUUAACGUGCAGGACUGCGACGUGUCACUCGACGCGCUGCGCUUCGUCAAGCGCCACUGCAAGCGCUGCGUCAUCGAACACACCAACCCCGCCUUCUUCUGAAAGCUACGACGAACUAGACAGUCUGAUACACAAGAACAUGUGCUUGUGUUGUUGUUUUGUUUGUUUGUUCUUUUGUUUUUGAAGUGUCCGUUCGGCUGCAGCUACGACGACAAUCUCAUACGCAUCAUGCUAACAAGCUCUGUUUCUAUUCGUUGUUAGCAAUCCUAGCACUUUUGGGUUGUGAGUAAGGUCUGCAUACACUAAGACAUCACGACAAUCCAAACAAAAAUAUCUUCACAACUGAGUGCCAAA
Molecule: messenger RNA, 2256 nt
Organism: Ictalurus furcatus (blue catfish)
Lineage: Eukaryota; Metazoa; Chordata; Actinopteri; Siluriformes; Ictaluridae
Gene: fbxl7
Product: F-box and leucine-rich repeat protein 7
Exons: 4
Coding region: 568-2004 (478 amino acids)
Biological process (GO): SCF-dependent proteasomal ubiquitin-dependent protein catabolic process
Cellular component (GO): SCF ubiquitin ligase complex
Molecular function (GO): protein binding
Source: RefSeq, a predicted model, not a curated record